CGUCAAUAAGUGGAGGCUGAACCCAACUUUCUUCUCCAUGAUCUCCAAGGACAAUUUUUUACGACCCUGGAAUGGAUGAAGCUCCAGAUAAGUGGUUCUAUAUAGAAGGAUCUCGCUCUGCUUUGGAUUUCUUCUCUUGUCAUCAUCAAGCAUUCAGUUGUAGAGUUGAAUCUGGGAUUUGGCACUACUCUUCCCGAACCCCGCCACAUAGGCCUCGAUAUCUAGGUUCCACCCAACCCUCAAAAGUGUUCCUUUUCCCUUCUAGUAUUAUCAACUUAUUUCGCUUAUAAUGUCCGUCACGAUUGAUAACGGUCCAAUGGACGGACCUGAUCAGAUUGUACCUGAGCACAGCCCGAAGAGAUCAUUUGGAGAACAUAUUCAGCACAUUGUCAAGGCUUUCACUACCAAGGAAGGACUUGUUGGAACAUAUGAUUAUGGUUAGCAAUCCAACGAUAAAUAUGAGUUUCUUGAAUACUUACAAGAAGUAUAGCAUUUCUAUUCAGACCGAACCUUCCGUUUAUGAAGAAAUCCAAGAAACGAGCCCCAUUUUUCGGUCUUCAGGAUAGAAUGCCUGUUGUACUGGCUCUUCUACUCGGAUUUCAACAUGCUUUGGCAAUGUUGGCAGGAGUAAUUACACCACCCCUCAUCAUUGGAGGGUCUGCAAAUUUUAGCGCAAAUACUACUCAAUAUCUCGUUUCCACCUCAUUGAUCGUAUGUGGUAUUCUUUCGGCCGUUCAAAUCACCAGAUUCCACAUCUACAAAACUCCAUACUACAUUGGCACAGGACUCAUCUCCGUAGUUGGGACUUCAUUCGCCAUCAUUCCUAUUGCUACUAAGGGACUUUCCCAAAUGUACUCGAAUGGAAUGUGUCCCUCCUCAGCAGAUGGAACUCCCUUGCCGUGUCCCGAAGGAUAUGGAGCAGUUCUCGGAACAUCAUCACUUUGCGCGUUAUUGGAAAUUGGACUUUCUUUCCUCCCUCCAUCAGCAUUGAAGAAACUUUUCCCGCCUCUCGUUACUGGACCUACAGUUACACUUAUCGGUGUCUCUUUGAUUACGAGUGGCCUUAAGAAUUGGGCUGGUGGGAGUGGAAAUUGCAAUGGGAGACCGGAGACCGGGAACUUUCAACUUUGUCCUUCGAAUAGUGCACCCCAUGCUUUGCCCUGGGGAAGUGCUGAGUUUAUUGGCCUUGGAGUUUCGGUCUUCGUUACUAUUAUUCUAAGUGAGAGAUUUGGAGCUCCUAUUAUGAAAUCUUGUAAGUUCACUCUCUCUCAGGAAGCUUAAUAGAUACAUUACUGAUGCUUUGAUAAAGUGAGUGUUGUCAUCGGUCUUCUCGUAGGAUGCAUCAUUGCAGCAGCGACAGGUUACUUUGACAAAAGUUCAAUCGAUGCUGCACCGGCAGCAUCAUUUAUCUGGGUUGAGACAUUUCCUCUUUCCGUCUACGGUCCUUUCAUCCUUCCGUUCAUGGCAGUUUACCUGAUUCUUAUGAUGGAAGCGAUCGGUGAUAUCACGGCAACUUGCGAUGUUUCUCGCCUCCAGGUCGAUGGCAAACUCUUCGACUCUAGGAUUCAAGGUGGGGUUUUGGCCGAUGGAUUCAACGGAAUGCUUGCUGGUCUUUGUACCAUCACCCCUAUGUCAAGUAAGUCCUACAAAAACGACGCUCCUCCUCCAAAAAUCCCAGAGAUCUUAAAGAAUGAUUGCUAAACAUAUACAACAGCCUUUGCCCAAAACAACGGAGUAAUCGCCUUAACCCGCUGCGCAAACCGUAAAGCUGGCUACGCAGCCUGUUUCUUCCUAAUCGUCAUGGGCGUAUUCUCCAAAUUCGCCGCUGCACUAACAUCCAUUCCCUCUGCCGUCCUUGGAGGAAUGACUACCUUUCUCUUCGCCUCCGUAGCCGUCUCCGGCAUCCGAAUCAUCGCCACCGUCCCUUUCACACGACGAACGCGCUUCAUCCUUACCGCUGCCAUGUCCCUAGGUCUGGGUGCUAUCUUGGUCCCUGACUGGUUCUCGUACGUUUUCACCUACAAGGGGGGCAAUCGGGCGAAAGCGGGGUUUUUUGACGCUAUUGCGCUUGUGAUGGAGACGGGAUUUGCAGUCACGGCUUUUUUGGCGGUGGCGCUUAAUUUGAUGUUGCCCGAGGAGGAUGAGGGAGAGGAAGUGGAGAGUUUGGCGGGAGAUUUGGUGGAUGAGAGGAGGGCGGAAGAAGCUGAGAUGGGAGAUCCGGAAUGGAAGGGACAUGAUUCGGAAAAUGGAAGAGUGAGACCUAGUGGGAGUACCAAUGGGAAUGUGGAGUUAUCCAAGGCUUGAAUAGUUUGUGGAUUGGUGUUGGGGGCUGGGUUGAUUUGCAAAAGUACUCUCUUGUUUUUCUACAUAAAAAGAGGGGGUUACGGGCGAAAUCGGUUGAUGUAUCACGAAGCUAUUGUUAAUGUAUAUUUAUGCUAUGUUAAGUUCGCAUGCUUCUGUGGUUGUACAGUAUUACUAAGUAGGUGAGAGAAAAGGCAACAGUGAGGAAUCUAGCAGAAUGAAUAUGGCAUUGGUAUAUGAUUUAUUCCC
Hymenoscyphus albidus is the source of this 2550-nucleotide messenger RNA. The record is from the annotation of a GenBank genome assembly. NCBI's taxonomy places the organism in Eukaryota, Fungi, Ascomycota, Leotiomycetes, Helotiales, Helotiaceae.